UCAGUAUCCGCUAGCCAUAGCAGCGAACUCAACGAAAAUGAUUUUUUAUAUGUGCAUUUUAUUAAUUAUCUGUGGUGUGGAAUCUUCAAAAUCUGUUAAAGGACUCUAUUGCCAAGACCCAGAUACGAAAAAAUUAUAUCCAGUAAACGCGACAUGGCCCUCAGAAUCAUUUUGUGGAAACUACACGUGCAAAUUAAGAAAAAUAAAUCAUACACAAACAGAAUACAUGCCUAUAAAGAAAAUAAAUAUAACAGAUGAUAUUAUCUUAAGUGAGCUCAAUGACAUGAGUACAAGUCCUAGUCAAAAGAACUUUGUAAAAACGACUUUGCACGAAGACAAACGACCAAUUUUUCAACCAAAUUCUCUUCAAAACAAAAACGAUAUCAAAGGAACUUCUAGAGCAGAUGAUAAUGAUGAUAGAUACUUAACUGAAGAGGAAAUAAAAACUAUCACAGACAUACUACAUACAGUAAAGAAAAGUGAUUUAGAAGCUAUAGUAGAAAUAUAUAACUUGGCACAGGAUAUUUAUAAGGAUUCUGAUGGAGGUACAUCCGAAAAGAAGAAUCAAAAGAGCACUGAAGUAUAUAAAGAAGUCGAGUCAAACAAAAAUAGUAAUUAUAAGUCAUAUUUUUAUAAGCCUCUGCAUCAAAUUCACAUGGACGAAAAUUCAACUGGCAAGACAAAAAAAGUGACGCUACCACUUCCAACUGCAAAUUAUCGGCAACCGUUCACAUAUUUCACUCCACCCUUCACUGACAAAGAUUUUGGAAAACUGCCAUAUUAUUAUCCAAUGUCACAUUUUCAUAGAACUGCAUCCAAUGCGUAUAGCAGACCAUACACCACACCUGUGGUACCAACAACGCGACCCUGUACUAGAAAACCACCAUCUAAAUUGCUACAAUUACCAUGGUAUGAUCGGACUAUAAUUCGACCUUACGUAAAACCACAACGCUUAGCUUCUCCACGUCCAAUGCUGCUCCCAUAUCCAUUCUCAUACGUUCAUAACUAUAAUUACAACACGUAUCCUCCCAGUUAUUACUAUCACAAUUACCCCUGGGCACAAUUAAAUAGUUACAAUAAAAAAGGUUACUACCCUUACUUUGGUUAUGUAGCUAAAACACCCAUAGUAGAUAUUGACUCUGAAAAUAAAAAAGACAAAGAAAGCGUUGAAGAUACAAAAGAUAUCAAAUCAGAUGAUGAUUUACCGGAAUGGCAGACUGAACCACUCUCUGCUAAUGUAUUAGAAGAAGUUAAAGCUAAUGUAUUACAAAAAUCUAAAUUAAUCAAAUCAUCGGGAAAGACUGUGAAAUUAGAGAGAGUUGGUAAAGUUAUUAAAAUUGAUGAAUUGACGAGAGAAAAGAGACAUGUGAUAACUGAUACAACGGACAAUGAAGAGUAUGAAGCUUAUCUGGCUAGUACAAUAUGUCAACCAAGUACUGAACCAGGAUUCUUCCAAGUCGGCAAUCUUUCUGCACCGUUUCCUGCCUGUUGCCCCAAAAAAAUCUGACAGUGACUAAAGUAAUAUAAAAUCGAUAUUUUUUAAACUGGCAAACAUUUUUGCUACAAAGAUCUGUAAUUGUAAAUGUAGAAAGGAAAGAUCUGCUUGAUUAGAAGUAAAUUUAAUGCUGUGGUGAUAGCGUUAUUUUAAUUUAGCCUUUUUUGUGAAUAACUUUUAAGGUGUAAUUUUCUACUUCACAACGUUAAUGUUAAUUUAUUUAAGUGUCGACCCAUCAUUGAUAGUUUCAUUGAAAAUUAGGAAUGAAUUCCUGUACAAAAAUUUGAAAUACUACCGUUAAAAAUUGUAUGAAAAAACUACAAUCAUUUUGAUUGUUGAAGAACAAUUUUCGUUCAAACUUUUUAAUCAGCUUAUACCUAUUUUUGUUGAAAUUCUAUUCCAAUAAUUUGGAGUAAGAUUUUAAAAUAGCUCGUUAAAAAUAAACCUUUGUGUUAAAUACUAAGAUAAAUCAUCAAGUUUAAGUUUUAUUGUUAUUUAUUGUAUUCUAUGUUAUGAUGGCUGCACAAUAAUAUUAUGUCUGAAUGAAUUGAUAAAUACGGCAAUUAUUAAUAUCAGGUAGUCUAACAUAAAGGCUUAUUUUACUGUUUCAAGAACAAAAUCGAAUAGGUUAGGUUAGGAACUUUUUAGCGGGAAGGGACAUGCGAGGUAAAACUGCGUAAAACUGCGCCAAACCACGGUAAUUGAAAAUAACUGCGUGGAAUGGAAAGUGAAAUUCCGCUGA
This is a messenger RNA of Colias croceus (clouded yellow), 2237 nucleotides long. RefSeq lists its product as uncharacterized. Lineage: Eukaryota; Metazoa; Arthropoda; Insecta; Lepidoptera; Pieridae. The transcript is spliced from 3 exons. Bases 38 to 1507 code for a protein of 489 amino acids. The record is from RefSeq and is a predicted model, not a curated record.